GAAAAACAGUGUGAGAAACUGGAAAAAAAUGGCGACUCCACCGAAGCCAUGGAAGGCUGAAUACGCAAAAUCGGGAAGAUCUUCAUGCAAAGCCUGCAAAAAGCCUAUUGAUAAAGAAACACUUCGUCUUGGCAAGAUGAUUCCGGCCACCCAAUUCGAUGGUUUCAUGCCUAUGUGGCAUCAUGCGGAGUGCAUAUUGAAGAAGGCGAAACAAAUAAAAUCUACCGAUGAUGUAGAAGGCAUUGAAACACUUCGUUGGGAAGAUCAACAGAAGAUAAGACAAUAUGUCGAAGGUGGCGGCGGGGGUGGCGGAUCCCCAAGUACACCUGCUCCAUCUGCUACGAAAUGCACAAUCGAAGCUUCAAAAACUGCUCGUGCUACUUGUAAGAUAUGUAACGAAAAGAUUCUGACGGGGGAGGUUCGUAUAUCUAGUAAGCCUGAGGGUCAAGGUGCUAGAGGGUUGGCAUGGCACCACGCCAAAUGUUUCAUGGAUGCUUCUCCAACAACUCAACUUGAAAAAGUGGUUGGGUGGGAGAACCUGUCGGAUUCUGAUAAGGCAACCGUUGGUUCGUUGGUUAAGAAGGUUCCGGCCAACAAAAAAGGCAAAGAUGAAGUGAAGGAGGAGAAAGAAACGCUAAAACAAAGCUCUAAACGUAAAGGAUCCGUUGGUCAUGACCAGAAGUCAAAGAUGGCUAAGAUCGAAGGUGACCCAUCGACACCUGAAACACCGAAGUGCGGCAACAAUUCAGGGGAUCGUGAAUUGGAACCAUCCAAGUUGCAUAGUUUACUAGAGGCCCAGGCAAAAGAAUUAUGGGCUCUUAAAGAUGAUCUUAAAAAGAGUGUGUCAACAGUAGAGCUACGGGAAAUGCUUGAAGCUAAUAAUCAAGAUUCAUCAGGAUCAGAACUUGACUUGCGUGACCGCUGCGCUGAUGGGAUGCUUUUUGGACCGCUUGAAAACUGCCCACUUUGUUCCGGGCAUCUUCACUAUUCUGGAGGUACCUACAAAUGCAAAGGGUUUCUAACCGAAUGGAGUAAGUGUGCAUACUCCACUUCCGAGCCUGAACGUGUGAAAGGAAAGUGGAACAUCCCACAAGAAACCAAGAAUCAGUAUCUGAUGAAGUGGUUCAAGACACAGAAGGUGAAAAAACCCGUUCGGAUAAUGCCUCCACCUUCAUCGAGUACUCCUGGAAAAUCAGCGGUUAAUGGGACGACUCAGUCAUCCCACAGUGAAAAACUGGGAGAUUUGAAAGUUUGUAUUAUGGGUGUUCCGUCUAAAACUAUGGAUGAGUGGAAGACCAGAAUUGAGAGCGUGGGCGGACAGGUUCAUGUGAAAAUCAAGAAAGAUACAAACUGCUUAGUUGUAAGUGGAGCGCCGGAGAAUCAGAAUGCAGAGAUGAGGAAGGCAAGGAGGAUGAAAAUACCGAUUGUGAGGGAAGAUUAUCUGGUUGAUUGCUUUAAAAGACAGAAGAAACUUCGUUUUGAUUUGUAUAAGAUUGAAACGAGUGAAGAGGCCAAAAGCAUGGUCACUGUUAAAGUGAAAGGGCGGAGUGCUGUCCAUGAAGCAUCUGGCUUGCAAGAUACCGGGCAUAUCUUGGAGCACGGAAAAAGCAUUUAUAACACAACUUUGAGCUUAUCGGACCUAUCCACUGGUGUUAACAGCUAUUAUAUCCUUCAGAUCAUCGAAGAUGAUAAAGGAUCAAACUGUCAUGUGUUUCGGAAGUGGGGUCGAGUUGGGAAUGAAAAAAUCGGAGGAAUCAAGUUGGAAGAGAUGUCUAAGGCGGAUGCGAUUCAAGAAUUCAAGCGGUUAUUUCUUGAUAAAACUGGAAAUACAUGGGAGGCUUGGGAACAAAAGAAACUUCAGAAGCAACCCGGAAGAUUCUACCCCUUGGAUAUUGAUUAUGGGGUGAACAAAGACUCACAUCAGAAGAACAAAGUUAAGGAUGCGAAGAGCCAACUUGCUCCCCCGUUGGCCGAGUUGAUGAAGAUGUUGUUUAACGUGGAAACAUACCGAGCUGCAAUGAUGGAAUUUGAGAUUAAUAUGGCGGAGAUGCCUCUUGGAAAGCUUAGCAAAAGUAAUAUCCAAAAAGGUUUUGAAGUAUUGACAGAACUUCAGAAUCUAUUGAACAAGGCAGCUGAUAACCCUGCAGUGAAAGAAAGUAUGAUUGUUGAUGCUAGCAACCGAUUUUUUACAGUCAUUCCUUCCGUUCAUCCACAUGUAAUCAAGGACGAGGAUGACUUUAAAUCAAAGGUUAAGAUGUUAGAAGCACUUCAGGAUAUUGAAAUUGCUUCUAGGCUAGUAGGGUUUGAUGUUGACAAUGAUGAUUCACUUGACGAUAAAUAUAAAAAGCUUCAAUGUGAAAUGGUUCCUCUUCCUCAUGAUAGUGAAGAUUAUCGGUUAGUUGAGAAGUAUCUCCAAACUACACACGCCCCUACACAUACGGAUUGGGCACUUGAACUUGAAGAAGUUUUCACAGUUGAAAGACGAGGGGAGUUUGAUAAAUUUGCUCCUUAUAAAGAUAAACUCAAGAACAAGAUGCUUCUUUGGCAUGGUUCUCGGUUGACAAACUUUGUUGGUAUUUUAAGCCAAGGAUUGCGAAUAGCUCCUCCCGAAGCUCCAGCAACUGGCUAUAUGUUUGGCAAAGGGAUUUAUUUUGCUGACUUGGUAAGCAAAAGUGCUCAAUAUUGUUUUACCGACAAGAAAAACCCGGUGGGCUUAAUGCUACUAAGCGAGGUUGCUUUGGGGGAGAUGCAUGAGCUCAAGAAGGCGAAGUAUAUGGAUAAACCUCCAAAAGGGAAGGAUUCGACUAAAGGGCUUGGCAAGAAGAUCCCUAAUGAGUCUGAACACGUUAAGUGGAAGGAUGACGUUGUCGUGCCUUGUGGAAAGCCAGUAUCGUCAAAUGUUAAGGCGUCUGAAUUAAUGUAUAAUGAGUACAUCGUCUACAACGCUAAUCAAGUGAAGUUGCAGUUCUUGCUGAAGGUGAGGUUUCAUCACAAGAGGUAAGAAAGAAAAACACAGAAGAG
This is a messenger RNA of Cynara cardunculus var. scolymus (artichoke), 3021 nucleotides long. RefSeq names its product poly [ADP-ribose] polymerase 1. Bases 29 to 3001 code for a protein of 990 amino acids. Gene Ontology annotation, cellular component: nucleus. The record is from RefSeq and is a predicted model, not a curated record. Gene Ontology annotation, molecular function: DNA binding; zinc ion binding; NAD binding. The transcript is spliced from 20 exons. NCBI's taxonomy places the organism in Eukaryota, Viridiplantae, Streptophyta, Magnoliopsida, Asterales, Asteraceae.